This is a messenger RNA of Triticum turgidum subsp. durum (durum wheat), 642 nucleotides long. The record is from the annotation of a GenBank genome assembly. Lineage: Eukaryota; Viridiplantae; Streptophyta; Magnoliopsida; Poales; Poaceae.
AUGGCUUCAGGUGCAGCCGCUCUCACUCUGAGGCUGGCCGCCGUCGCUGCUACCCUCGCCCUGCUGGUCAUACCCUCCUUGGCACGCUGUCCGUCCCUUGGUCCGGCACCACCACCACCAGCGCAGGCGCCACCACCACCACCAGCGCAGGCGCCACCGCCACCGCCCGAGGCGAUGCCACCACCACCACCGGUGCAGGCGCCGCCACCAACACUAGAGGCGAUACCACCACCACCACCGGCACAGGCGCCACCGCCACCACCUGAGGCGACACCACCACCACCACCGGAGGCGAUACCGCCAGCGCCCGUGCCGGAUCCACCUCGGCCAUGCAAUAUCUGUAGCAGAGAGUGCUACCCGGCGUGCACAGCGGCCAAAGCCGCUCUGCCAGAUUCCAAGGCCUGCGACGAGAAAUGCCGCAACGAGAAGAGCCGCUGCGACCAGUGCACGAUCCCGAAGAUCGAGGAGUGCACGGCCAAGUGCAACGGCAGCUGUGACUGCCACACGGAAGUCUACAAGUCAUGCAGCGACGACUGCCUCUUCCCAGAAUGCAGCCCCUGCAUGACCAUGCGUCAAUUUCAACAAAAGGAUUGCAGGCACCAGUGCAACCUCGACUACUGCAACGGCAAUAAGUGCUGGUGA